Messenger RNA from Dothidotthia symphoricarpi CBS 119687, 679 nucleotides. RefSeq lists its product as uncharacterized. The transcript has 3 exons. The coding region runs from base 93 to 341 and encodes 82 amino acids. Lineage: Eukaryota; Fungi; Ascomycota; Dothideomycetes; Pleosporales; Dothidotthiaceae. The record is from RefSeq and is a predicted model, not a curated record.
CCAAUUCACUUUCAUGAUCCUACUCUGGUUAUCGCAUGUAGUCUGAUAAGAUCUCGCUCCAUAGUAUACUUCACCAAAGAUCAUCGCUUGAAAUGACCAAGUCUAUCCAGACCGACCCGAACAUUUACAACAUGCCAUGUCAGGAAUGCUUGCCUGCAAAAUAUGUAUCGAGUCCCGCUCGUCUUAUCCGAGCAGUAGCGAAGAGUACCGGGGAAGGAAGAUUUUACAUCGAGAUGCGGCACAACAUGUACUUCAUCAAUUCUUAUGAGACCAUUGAUGUGAAAGAGAUCGUCGUCAGAUAUCGAGAAAUAGCGAGACAUCAGUCAAGUCUUUUGAAAUAACACAUCCAGUCACAUGUGGGGACAAUAGAUACCACAUGGCGAAGAGCGCGCCGUUGUAUACUAUCGGUUGAAAUGCCGCAGUUCAGAUGAGAAGACGCCAAUAGGAGGAAUUUUCCAGGAGGAAAAAGAGUAGCAGUCUUGUCCUAUUUAUUCACCGUUUUGAUUGAUUUGAGUCCCCAUCAAUGGUCAUACGUUGGGAACGUCCUCGACCUUACGUGCCUUCAAUUAUGUACAGUUGACGUUGGGUCAGUCAGAAGUCAAGCUCAAAAUUGUUGUUUGCAUGCGUUCCUGUCGGUACUAUAGAGAAGUUUACUUAUAGCGAAGCGGCAACCCAGGAG